AUGUCCGAACAGAUAAGAUCGAAUGCAGAGUAUAAUCGAAGAGCGGCGAUAAUUGAAGGCCUUCGCGCUGGGCGUUCGCGGACCGAAAUUAUUCGGUUCUUCGGGUACCCGAGAUCGACCGUAUAUGACGUUGCGGCUAAAUAUUUGGCUUCGGAGACGUCCGAAAAAGGUUCUGCCAACCCGACAAGGAAGAGCCAUUCGAAAGAAAAGUCAGUAAGGACUCCAGCAAUUAUCGAAAGAGCUCAAGAGCUCAUCUCAGAGGACCCAGGGCUGUCUCUAACGAAAUUGGCCAAAACAUUGGGUGUGAGUGACACUACAAUGCGUCGAAUUGCUGAAGAGGACCUACGCUUCAAGUCCUAUGUAAUAAAAGUUCGACAAAUGCUCUCUGAGGCUGCCAAGAUGAACAGAGUUGCUCGCUGUAACUUGCUUCUGUGUUCGUUAAAAAACGAAGCUGCGGGACGCAUCAGGUUUUUUUCGGACGAAAAAAUUUUUUCUGUCGAUGCCAAGGUGAACCGGAGGAACGACCGUUGGCUCGCCCGCGACCCCGAAGAUGUGCCCAUAAUAGCUAGGACGAAGUUUCCGGUCUCUGUUCACGUCCUAGUGACGGUCUCCGUUGUCUCCAGUGAGGGUCACGUCAUGCCGCCACAUUUCUUUCAAAAAAAAGAAACCGUCACAAAAGAAGUAUAUUUACACGUUUUGACGAAGAUAGUGAAGCCGUGGAUAGAAACCGUGGCCGCCGGGAAGCCGUACGUCUUCCAGCAAGACGGCGCGCCAGCGCACACGAGUCACUUAGUGCAAAACUGGCUGUCGGAUAAAAUGGACAUGUUUUGGUCAAAGGAAUUUUGGCCUCCGAACAGUCCAGAUUUGAAUCCGUUGGACUAUUACGUGUGGAGCGUCAUUGAACGAGUGACCAACAAGUCGAGACAUCCCAAUGUGACAUCUCUCCAAACCGCUAUCGAAGCAGCAUUCGCCAAUAUAGACAAGGACGCGUUGCAGAGAGCGUGCCAGCGCUUCAGGAUGAGGAUCGAAGCAGUCAUCGAAGCAAAAGGGGGUUAUAUAGAGUAA
This is a messenger RNA of Odontomachus brunneus, 1065 nucleotides long. RefSeq lists its product as uncharacterized. The transcript has a single exon. Bases 1 to 1065 code for a protein of 354 amino acids. The record is from RefSeq and is a predicted model, not a curated record. Gene Ontology annotation, molecular function: nucleic acid binding. NCBI's taxonomy places the organism in Eukaryota, Metazoa, Arthropoda, Insecta, Hymenoptera, Formicidae.